Antrostomus carolinensis (chuck-will's-widow) is the source of this 1245-nucleotide messenger RNA. Its product is annotated as calnexin. The annotation marks the transcript as partial. The record is from RefSeq and is a predicted model, not a curated record. Gene Ontology annotation, cellular component: endoplasmic reticulum membrane; endoplasmic reticulum. Gene Ontology annotation, biological process: protein folding; ERAD pathway. Gene Ontology annotation, molecular function: calcium ion binding. NCBI's taxonomy places the organism in Eukaryota, Metazoa, Chordata, Aves, Caprimulgiformes, Caprimulgidae. The transcript has 10 exons.
ACCAUGGAGCUGAAAUGGCUACUGUGUGUGACCCUGCUGGCUCUGGGGACUCUUGCUGUCCAGGCACAUGAUAUGGAUGAUGAAAAUGAUGGUGAUGAUGUAGUUGAUAUUGAGGAUGACUUGGAUAAUGGCAUUGAGGAGGCAGAAGAGUCAAAGCCUGAAACAAGCACUCCUCCUCCAACUCCAAAGGUUACCUACCGGCCCCCAGUCCCAACUGGUGAGGUGUAUUUUGCAGAAUCAUUUGAUAAAGGGACUCUGGAUGGAUGGAUCCUUUCCAGAGCCAAAAAAGAUGAUACAGAUGAUGAGAUUGCCAAAUACGAUGGUAAAUGGGAAGUCCAAGACAUGAAGGACACUAAGCUUCCAGGAGACAAAGGGCUUGUGUUGGUAACCCGAGCCAAGCAUCAUGCAAUUUCAUCCAAGCUCUCAAAGCCUUUUGUAUUUGAUACCAAACCCCUUAUUAUACAGUAUGAAGUAAAUUUCCAAAAUGGAAUAGAGUGUGGUGGUGCCUAUGUGAAAUUGCUUUCAAAAACCCCUGAACUGAACCUGGACCAGUUCCAUGACAAAACUCCAUAUACAAUCAUGUUUGGCCCUGACAAAUGUGGAGAGGACUAUAAAUUGCACUUCAUCUUCCGGCACAAAAAUCCAAAGACUGGCAAAUAUGAGGAGAAGCAUGCAAAGCGUCCAGAUGCAGACCUGAAGACUUACUUUACUGAUAAGAAGACCCAUCUUUAUACUCUGGUCUUGAAUCCUGAUAAUAGUUUUGAAAUACUGGUUGAUCAAACGGUUGUCAACAGUGGGAAUUUGCUAAAUGAUAUGACACCUCCUGUGAAUCCACCCCGAGAGAUUGAGGACCCGAAUGACCAGAAGCCUGAGGACUGGGAUGAGAGACCAAAAAUCCCAGACCCAGAUGCUGUUAAACCAGAUGACUGGGAUGAGGAUGCUCCUGCAAAGAUAGCAGAUGAAAAUGCUGUGAAACCAGAGGGCUGGCUGGAUGAUGAGCCAGAAUACGUAGCAGACCCUGAUGCGGAGAAGCCUGAAGAUUGGGAUGAAGAUAUGGAUGGUGAAUGGGAGGCACCUCAGAUUGCAAAUCCUAAAUGUGAGGCAGCCCCUGGCUGCGGUACCUGGCAGCGACCAAUGAUUGACAAUCCAAACUACAAAGGCAAAUGGAAACCUCCUAUGAUUGAUAACGUGAACUAUCAGGGUAUAUGGAAACCUAGAAAGAUCCCAAACCCAGAUUUCUUUGAG